This is a messenger RNA of Zootoca vivipara (common lizard), 3920 nucleotides long. RefSeq names its product integrin subunit alpha E (gene ITGAE). Gene Ontology annotation, cellular component: integrin complex; external side of plasma membrane. Gene Ontology annotation, molecular function: integrin binding. The record is from RefSeq and is a predicted model, not a curated record. NCBI's taxonomy places the organism in Eukaryota, Metazoa, Chordata, Lepidosauria, Squamata, Lacertidae. Gene Ontology annotation, biological process: integrin-mediated signaling pathway; cell-cell adhesion; cell adhesion mediated by integrin.
CUCAAGUUGUGUCUCAUCGGUGAGAGAGGCAGCCGUUCUGGAAAAGGCCUCCCCUCUUUCACGCCACGAGUGGCUGCUUCUCGUGAGUUUUAUCUCAGAAGCUUUUGCACUGUCCGCCCAGGAGCAUCUCAGCCAUGACCACCCUUCAGUUCCUCCUCUUGCUUCUGGCUCUAGAACCUCUGAAGAGCUUUAACAUUGAUACCAGCUGGAGGUGGGUCUCACCAGAAGUCUCCCCUUCCUUUGGACAUCAGGUUUUCCAACGCACAGAUGGGCGGCGGAACUGGAUUGUAGCUGCUUCCUUGGGUCCAGGCGACUUGGGCAAGCUGUAUAAAUGCAACCUGCAGGAUAACCAUUGCGAAGCAGUAAGCUUAGGUGAAAACAUUCGGAAACUGAAAAAGCUCCGGUCUGGUAUUGCUGUAGCCCAAAGCCCAGAACAUAUCCUGGCUUGUCUCCAGCACAGACGGCGCCAGCGGCGUCGAGUCACGGAGGAGCUGAACGGGCUUUGUGUGCUGCUUGCAGCUGACUUCCAGGAGAAGGCUUUUAUCAACCUCACAGACAUCAUCGAAACCAAGCUAUCAAGCCGGAGAAGUGAAAACCGGGGGAAAAGGGACACCAAUAGUCACGAAAUCAGCGUCCUCGACACCAAGUUUGGUUUGGCUGAAAGUACUGUAUGCAAAGAAAAAUAUUCUACAGAUGGAAGCUCUCAGUUUGGCUGCCAAAUUCUUGAAUCUAACAACAACAACAACAACAACAACAACAACAACAACAACAACAACAACAACAACAAAAACAGCUACUACCUGGAAGAGGAGGAAGAGGAUGAAUCCUACCUGCGGACUGAAAUCGCCUUGGUCCUGGACGGCUCCGGGAGCAUCGACCCGCCGGACUUCGAGCGAGCCAGGAAUUUCACCUACAGCUUGGUGAAGACGUCCUACGAGAAGUGUUUGGAGUGCGUCUUCGCCUUGGUUCAGUAUGGAGACGUCAUCCAGACAGAAUUCGACCUGCGAGAGGAAAGGGGCAACGGUGCGCUGGAAAAAAUUAAGGCCAUGACUCAAGUGCACAACAUGACCUGGACCGCAUCUGCCAUCCAGCAUGUCCUAGAUUCCAUCUUCAACCCAAACUAUGGGUCGCAGCAGAAUGCCUUGAAGAUCAUAGUUGUGUUGACAGAUGGGGAGAUUUUAUUGGACCCCUUGGACAUAGAAACGGUGAUCAGUUCGACCGGGAAGGCAGGCAUCACACGAUACGCCAUUGGGGUCGGGGAGGCCUUCGAGAAGCCAAAAGCUCUGCAGGAGCUCCAGCUGAUCGCCUCCGACCCGGAUGAAAAGCACCUCUUCCGCGUGACAAACUAUUCGGCCCUGGCCGUCCUCCUCUCCAUGCUCCAGGAGAAGAUCAUCGGCAUUGAAGGAACGGAAGGUGCCAUCUUGGAAUUCGAUCUGGCCCAAAGUGGCUUCAGCGUUCACCUUCUGCAUGAGCGCUAUAUACUUUUUGGUGCUGUGGGAGCGUUUGACUGGGCCGGAGGGGUUCUUCUCUACGACACGGCAGACAAGACCGUGGUUUUCUUGAAUGAGUCAAUGGGCACUCCAGGUGCAAAAAACGGCUAUUUAGGCUACAGCGUGGGCGCCAUCGACACGGCACGCGGCACUUUGGUCGUGGCGGGGGCCCCUCGACACAGCAUCAAGGGGAAAGUGAUGGUGUUCGAAGGAGACCAUUUAAAGCAGAUCCUCCACGGGGAACAGAUUGGGUCCUAUUUUGGCUCCAAGCUCUGCCUGUUGGACAUCGACCUGGAUGGGGUUACAGAUCACCUUCUGGUUGGCGCUCCAUUUUUCCAUUUGCAAGGGGAGGAAGGAAAGGUUUACCUUUAUCGCCUGGAUAGCCAGGCCAACAACUUUACACUACAGAGACAUUUACACGGCCAGACGGGGUCCCUUUUCUCCAGGUUUGGAUUUGCCAUGGCUAGCCUUGGUGACAUGGACCAGGAUGGUUUUGGAGAUGUUGCCAUUGGUGCACCCCUCGAGGACCAUGGGUUGAACCCCAGCUCUUUUGGCAGUGUUUACAUCUUCAAUGGCGGCAAGGAGGGGUUGCGGGAUUCAUUCUCCCAGAGGAUAACAGCUGCUCAAACCGGUCCGCCUGGACUCAUGUAUUUUGGAAGGUCCGUGGCUGGUGGAUUGGACUUCACUUCGGACGGUCUCCCAGACAUUAUUGUUGGAUCAUUAGGUUCUGUUACUUUGCUCCGCUCCAGGCCAAUUCUUCGACUGAAACCCACCAUGCAUUUUACCCCGGGGAGAAUAGUCCAUUUCGACGGCGUCGUUACGGCCAGAUUGUGCUUCAAUAGGGCUUCCCCUCCUGGGACCGUGCAGUCAGGGCUGCCCCACCUCCUCCUUCGCUACACUGUGGAUUUAGAUGUUCAGAUGGAAAAGAAGAGGGUACAGUUUGAGGACCAAACAGUCUCCAGCAGCAGCCACACCUCCUACAUUGGGAAUUCUUGUCCCGAACUGCAGCUCCACGUCCUGCCCUGCACUGAUGACUGUUACUCCGACAUUACUCUCCGCCUCACUUACGAGCUUCAUGACCCUGACGGGAAAGUCCUGGACCACCCCAAGCCUAUGCUUGAUAAAUGUCAGAAACCUAAAGUGGAUUUCCAGCUGCCAGUCAUGGAAGACUGUGGUGACAAGUCCGUCUGUACACCUCGCUUGAGCUUAGCUGUUGAAACUGAGAAGGAGCUGGUGGUUGGCUCCACCAAGGAACUGGCAAUGAAAAUCUAUUUGUCCAACAGUGGCGACAACUCCCACAUGACGACUCUGGUUGUGCUGUACCCUUCAAACCUCCAUUUUAAAAGCGUCCAAGAGAUUUCCUCUUCCAUUGUCGACUGUGGCGCACCUCAGCCAGUCUCUGUUUUAUUCUCAUCUCUGCGCUGCAAGGUUGGACACCCGAUCUUCAAGAAAUCUACCGCAAAUUUUUCAGUGACCUGGCAACUAGAUGGGAAAAAAUUCCCCACAGGAUCCGCUAAUUUCAUGCUUAACGUUACCAAUGCCAACAAAAACAGCACAGCCCUGAGAGAAGACCAUUCCCUGGGUGUGAAAUACUCCAUGAACGCCAUCCUCACCAGGCAGCUUCCAAAUGUCUAUGUGAGCCUGGAUGAAAGAACCUCUCCCAGCACCCAAUUCACAUUUAAUAUCACAGGGAACCAAUUUGGGGCACAGCUUGAGUUGCGGAUCUGGGUCCCUGUCAACAUAGAAAACCGCCAGAUUGCAAGCAUAAAGAACGCGGCAGGGGUGCAGAAUACCACAUUGUGCAAAACGGACCUUGAACGCACAGACUCAAAGGACAGCGAGGGAGUUGGAUACCAGCUCGUGAGUUGUACCAUCACAUCAGAGAAGGAAGACGUGGUUGUCACGGCAGAGCUACCUUUAGCUAAUUCCUUACAGGCCUUAGAAAACAGGACUGACUUGCUGGUUCGAGGGGAAAUCGUUUUUGACAGGGACCUUUACGUGGGCCUGAAUGCAGAAAAUUACAAAACACAGAUCAAGGUGAUCUUGCUAAAGGAGAAAGUGUUUGAUUUCCUCCCCUUCCUCGUUGGCAGCUCUGUGGGCGGCUUGGUGCUGCUGCUGCUAAUCAUCGCCGUUCUUUAUAAGUGUGGUUUUUUCAAAAGAAAGUACAAAAAUAGGAUUGCAGAGCAGUGCGAUUCCUGAGAACGAAGUGGAGGGAGAUUCUGGAAUGGGACGAUGGAUAACCUUUCUCAGACCAUGAGGCACAGUCAGAUUGGAACUCGGCUUCUUUUUAUUAAUGUAUUCCUUGCUGUAGGCUGAAAAUAAACCUUUUGCCCUAGUCUUGGGUUCCUGAAAACCAUUAUUAUAGUGUGGCACUUACUGUAACAACUUCAUGGUGAGUACCGGCACCUAUUUUUCUAGGAAAAAAAACAU